This is a messenger RNA of Nicotiana tabacum (common tobacco), 1109 nucleotides long. Lineage: Eukaryota; Viridiplantae; Streptophyta; Magnoliopsida; Solanales; Solanaceae. The record is from RefSeq and is a predicted model, not a curated record.
AUGAUGGAGUUAAGCAAGUCAAUCCGGGAAUUAAAGAUUAUUCUUUACGGGAAUGGCGAAUCCGAGCCUCUCGCUGAGGCCUGUGCUCAGUUGACUCAAGAAUUCUUCAGAGAGAACACACUCCGGCUGAUAAUUACUUGUCUUCCCAAUUUGAAUUUAGAGACCCGCAAAGAUGCUACUCAAGUAGUAGCAAAUCUGCAGAGGCAGCAGGUUCAGUCCCGGCUAAUUGCUUGUGAUUACUUGGAAGCAAACAUUGAUUUGAUGGACAUAUUAAUAUUAGGUUAUGAGAAUACAGAUAUGGCUUUACAUUAUGGUGCAAUGCUGCGGGAGUGCAUUCGCCACCAGAGUGUUGCAAAAUAUGUCUUGGAGUCUGAGCAUAUGAAGAAGUUUUUCGAUUAUAUUCAGCUGCCAAAUUUUGACAUUGCUGCUGAUGCUGCUGCCACUUUUAAGGAACUCUUGACAAGGCACAAAUCAACAGUAGCUGAAUUUCUUUCGAAGAAUUAUGACUGGUUUUUCACAGAGUAUAACUCAAAGCUGCUUGAGUCUAGUAACUACAUCACUAGAAGACAAGCUGUCAAGCUCUUGGCAGAUAUGCUGUUGGACCGCUCAAAUUCUGCUGUAAUGACACGUUAUGUUAGCUCAAGAGACAACUUGAGGAUUCUUAUGAAUCUACUCAGGGAGUCAAGCAAAAGUAUCCAAAUAGAAGCGUUUCAUGUCUUCAAGCUAUUUGCCGCAAAUCACAAUAAGCCUCCUGAUAUUGUUAGCAUCCUUAUUGCUAACAGAAGCAAACUACUUCGUCUCUUUGCCGAUUUUAAGACUGACAAAGAGGACGAGCAGUUUGAGGCUGACAAAGCGCAAGUUGUCAAAGAAAUCGCAGCCCUUGCACCCAAGGAAAUCAAAUAAAUGGCAGCCCUUGGAUCCAAGGAAUGCUGUUGAACUCGGCACUAGUUAUUUUUCUGAGUUGUUGAGUUUGUGUUGUAUCUUUAAUACCAAAAAAUGGUGUUUCUCUACUGAGAAAGUAUUUAUUGGACUAUUAGUUCUUAGUUUUCAAGAACACAAAUUUCAUUGAAUCUUCACCUGCUUUUAUCAGCGCCAUUUCUUCUCAUUCA